UACUUUCCGCUGUUUACCUCGAUAAAGUCUUCCACGAAGAUUUUCAAUAAAAAUCACCUGCCAAACUCAGACUCUUUGGAUCCCCGAUCGUUUAUCAACAAGAAUAACUCGAUGACGCUUCAGUCUCUGGGAAACACUUGGGUCAAUCAAAUAUUGAAGGAGGCUUCUGCUUUAGCUCUGAGCUACUUCUGUGUGGCUUCCAACUGUGCUCAUCAAGCGAGUUCUUCCAUUAUCCAGCGCGUCAUAAACGAUCUGAGCACAAUCAAGGAUUUCACUCGAGCGACACAACUGGGUUGCUCUCCUUCGAUCGAUAAACCCUGCAUCAUCUAUUCUGAUCGCUCUUUUCAACGCGAUUUUUCCUCCGCGUCUCCGCACACCUUAAAUCGUGUCGAUGUAUCCAGGAUGACUUCUCUGGAUUUGCAGGGAUUCGGCUGUUCACCUGGAGGUGAAUUGUCGGCCUACUUAUCCUAUUUCUCUGCUAACCAUCGACUGAGUUGCAACGCGCGAGAACGUGCAAGUCUCCUUCCCACUCAACCGAAACAUUCAGGCAACUCACAGCACUGCACUCAAGUUAUCUGUGGACGCGCCCAACUCGGAUCAGAAGCAGAUUGCGGUCGUUCGGUUUAUCAAGCUGGACCCGACUUCUCAACUGAUCCUAAGACACCCAUCGCGUCUACUUCGAAUCCUAAGGCCCAGUCGCAUUGCGGUUCGUGGUUACAGAUCUUUCCCGAACGGGUGCUUUCAUGCGCAGACAACAUUGCUAUGGACUGUUGUAUUGAAGCGAUGCAACUUGCAAGGCUCCAACGUCUGCAGUUGCAGGAGGUUGUCGAUCUCAUCAAUUCCUCGGGAUGCACUGCCAGCGCCUUACUAUCCGCGGUAUCCGACUACAGCACAUAUCGUCUUCGCUGCGCGGAUUCUACCGUUCGAACUGACUUGCCUGAAACCGCGCCGGGCGCAGAAAUCAUGUCCUUAUUUGACUUUCUCCUCAGUCGUUUCUCAUCGACUGUGAAUAACCCCUAG
Dicrocoelium dendriticum is the source of this 1020-nucleotide messenger RNA. The record is from the annotation of a GenBank genome assembly. Lineage: Eukaryota; Metazoa; Platyhelminthes; Trematoda; Plagiorchiida; Dicrocoeliidae.